UGAACGAAGUCAGUCGAGUGAAGGAGGCUUUGGAGAAAGAGCUUCGGAGUUUGGCUGUGCAGACAGCGGAAGAUGCCAGGCAUUUUAUGCAGCAACUGUCCCAGGAGAAGACAGAGACCCUGGCCUCCCUGGAGGACACCAGGAACACCAAUGCAAACUUGCAGAAUGAGAUCGAUUUCCUGAAUUCCGUGAUCGUGGACCUCCAAAGAAAGAAUCAGGACCUCAAGAUGAAAGUGGAGAUGAUAUCCGAGGUGGCUCUCGACGGGAACGGGGACGACUCAACAAUUACGACGACAACUUCGGCCCGGCCACCCCAUUCUCUGCACUGUGCAGCAAUCACCAGCACUUGAAGGAUGACAUAACCAGCUAUUUGUGAAACACCUAGAAUAACCAUUUUACUGUCUUUACAAGGGUUACAUUUUUCACUGUGGUUUUAGAUGAAUGUAUGAUGAGAAAUUCAACAUUACUAAUUUUGGAUUUUCUUACCACAAAAAGAUUGAAUGAAGGACCUCAACCAUCAGAAGUUUAUCAUCCAGUUUCAAUCUAUUUUUCUUUAUUUGAAUGUUUUCUAGUUCUGUCAAAAGUGAUAACGUACC
Molecule: messenger RNA, 596 nt
Organism: Sorex fumeus (smoky shrew)
Lineage: Eukaryota; Metazoa; Chordata; Mammalia; Eulipotyphla; Soricidae
Product: CAP-Gly domain-containing linker protein 1-like
Exons: 3
Coding region: 87-350 (87 amino acids)
Source: RefSeq, a predicted model, not a curated record